Molecule: messenger RNA, 2694 nt
Organism: Amyelois transitella
Lineage: Eukaryota; Metazoa; Arthropoda; Insecta; Lepidoptera; Pyralidae
Gene: vri
Product: nuclear factor interleukin-3-regulated protein
Exons: 2
Coding region: 458-1561 (367 amino acids)
Biological process (GO): circadian rhythm; regulation of DNA-templated transcription
Cellular component (GO): nucleus
Molecular function (GO): DNA-binding transcription factor activity; DNA binding
Source: RefSeq, a predicted model, not a curated record
AUACACCGCCUCUGUAGUGAUUACACAGACUCGCAGUUACGUAAAUAUACGCACACACGCGCACCACACUCACACACUUAAGACUCACGCGCACUAGCAAACAAUCGCCGUGGUGUGAGUAUUGCAGGCCGCAGGCAGUUCGACCCCUCUACAAAAUUCAGUCCAGCUCUAGACGCCGUUCAGUGCAGACGUGUUCAACUCUCAAGAGUUCGACGCAUUGGAUAUUUCGUCAUAACAACAUUGUGUUUGUGAAAUUCAGGACGUGAAGUGGGAGUGAUAUUUUUACAUUUUUUUUUAAAGUACUGUGACCAAAUCAGACGUUUGUGCAUCGCUGUUUUAUGUGAAUUAUGACAUUGUACCCCCAAUUUGGAUAAUUCCGAAAAAGGAGUACGUGAAUACCGCAAAUAUUUUUAACUACAGUGAAGAUUCGUGCGGACCUGGUCUCGUCCGCCGAAACAUGGUCGCCGAGUUCAUCCUGAGCCAGCAGCAGCUGCUGGCGGGCGGCGGCGGGCCCCUCGGCCCCGCGCCGGCCCCGCCGAGGGCCAUGCCCCAUCCGCCCCGUGCCAGACUCUCCGUCUCGCCACACUUUCCCAUGGACCAGGCACCAUCCAGCAACGGCUCCUCCGGGGACCCCAACGAUUACAACAACUCGUUCGAGUUUGGAAAGCGCAAAGAAUUUUUCGGUCAGCGCAAGCAACGCGAAUUCAUCCCGGACAGCAAGAAAGAUGACGGGUACUGGGACCGCAGACGGCGGAACAACGAGGCGGCCAAGCGAUCCCGCGAGAAACGCCGCUUCAACGACAUGGUCCUGGAGCAGCGCGUCGUCGAACUAUCCAAAGAGAACCACGUGCUUAAAGCCCAACUAGAUGCCAUCAAGGAGAAAUACGGAAUCUGCGGAGAGACCCUCAUCAGUAUAGAUCAAGUGCUAGCUACCUUGCCGACGUGUGACCAAGUUCUCUGUGUGACCAAGAGAAGUAAGCUGUCUGGCGGUGCUUUGUUCCCACCUGCACCACCACCACCGCCUCCGCCACCGGCGUCUCCCCCCUCCCCGCCCCCACAGCGAGCGCCCGAACCUUACCCUGAAAGGUUACCAGCGCCUGAAGCUUACUACCCACAUCCCGCACACUACGAGCCCCCUGGCUCCGUGCUCAAUCUCUCAAGAUCUCGCCGCGCCCCCUCCCCGUACGAACUCUCCUCUCUCUCUGGUUCAGGGGACGAGACGACAGAGCAGUAUGCACCCGAGAACAAUUGCCUACCCCUAAAGCUGCGCCAUAAGUCACACUUGGGAGACAAAGACGUCGCUAGCGCCCUUCUGUCCCUCCAGCACAUCAAGCAAGAACCCGGGCCCCGGUCGUCCCCCUCUUGGGACGGCGAGGGUUCGAGCGACGAGAGAGAUUCCGGCAUUUCCCUAGGAGCAGAAUACAGGCCGCAGAGGUCCGAAGACAGGCUGGCGGAAGAGGAAGAUGCCCACUUAAAAGCUGAACUAGCACGGCUCGCUACAGAGGUGGCGACGCUGAAGAAUAUGAUGCACCAAAGCAAAACGCGCGCGCACGAGCACUGAGCACGGCAGCGCUCCCCCGGGCUUACGUCUUCGCGCGGACUGCGCAGCCGCAGCGACCCCGUCUAGAUGUCGUGUCGAUCUUGUUCGUACAAACUGUCCCCUGCCCUGUAGUUACCACGUUGUAAAGAGAAUAUACUUUGUAUCAUAUGUGCAGCUCUUGCGGCUAAGCCGUGUCGCCUAAUUGUAAUCCUUCCUAGUAGUUUUAUGUCGUGGUCGAUGUUAGGGUCGGAUGGUGUACGCAGUAUCAUGAGACUAAAGGUGUAGACUUUUCGAGCAGAUUAAACUACUCUACUCAGUGAUAGAUAUAAAAAAAUGCAUUUUUAGUGUUGAGCUAUGUAUGUAUAUGUAAUAAGUAAGUGUGGUAGAUCUGUUUCAUCUAUUCGAAGAUUCUGGUGAAGUCUUUGGCUAAAAACUAGCUAUCUCUAAGUUAGCCGUAAGUUUGAUCUAAGUAAAAUUAAGUCCAUAGAUUAUUUAUAAAGUUAAAUGUAUAUAGUACACAGAGCUCGGAACGCCUCGCUGGGCCCACGGCCAGUGGGCUUCAGCGCUCUGUGGUAUAGUAUUUCUCAAUCAGGUUGCCGAUUAAGUUCCAAACCAAAAAAAAAUGUGGAAAAUGUGGUUAAAUCCUCGUGAAAUUGCAAUUAAGAUGUUAAGUCAAACUCCUUCCUAUUUUAUACUUAAACAGUUAAUGAAUAAUCAGUUAAGAAUACCAGUGCCUUUGACAAUACAUACCUACCUUACCUAAAGAAUAUUUUUGUACAUUUAUUAGAGAAAAUCGAUUCACUAUAUCAAUGAAAUACCAUGUAAAUAUUAGAGCCCCUACUACGGGUUUGCGACGUGACUCGGAUCAGGCUUCGAGUAGAAGAGCGAAGCAAAGCGUUCGUUUUCUUUUGCGGAGUUUAUCACGCUAGUCGAGUAUGGGUCGACCGUGAACUCGUAGUAGGACUUUUAUCAAAAUCCUAAGAAGGCUAGUUGAAGUAUUGGAUGUAAGUUUCCUAGUAUUGCUCUAAAGGGCAUGUGAUAGGACUGAUGGACUAAGUAUUUAUUUAUUUCGGACCGUGAAAAGAUAAGAGGAUUUUACAAUUUAUUAUCUUUGUAUAAGAAACACUAUACGAUAUAAAUAAAUUGUGUACAUU